CCAUCACAGUUCCCUCAAAUUGAGACACCAGGCGGUGGUACGGCGAUGCAUGCUGUUGCACCAGGAACAAGUCAAGAGAAUCUCACCACAAGUUGGCCUGCACUCCAUAUUAGUACCGCUACUUCGCCACAACCACAAUCGGAACAUAUACGACAAUCGCGUCAGGAGCGAUCACCUCAACCUGAACCGCCUCCACGAAUGCGAGCACCAUCACCACCUCGAUCGCCUGUGUAUUCAUUUGCUGGACGAGAUUCACCGCCUGAUGAGUUCAUCCAACCAUCGAAGGUCACCUUGAAUGUAUUUAAUCCGGGUCGAUUUGAUCCGUUUCCAAUCGAAACUGGGCUUCGCCGUUCACAAAGUGAAAAUGCAGAUGCUCUUAUCAAUGACACUGUCACUACAACGACCACAGUAGAAGUUUUCCGGACACCGCUAGACCCAGCUCAUCCAGAUCGAGUUGUAACAUUACCACCACCUCCUGUACCUAGCAUUGACGACCGGCCCCAGUUGUUAAGGGUUAACGGCCCGGGAUACGAGAAGUGGAGCAGUCACAGGUUAAUUAGCAACAGUUGA
This is a messenger RNA of Strongylus vulgaris, 570 nucleotides long. The record is from the annotation of a GenBank genome assembly. NCBI's taxonomy places the organism in Eukaryota, Metazoa, Nematoda, Chromadorea, Rhabditida, Strongylidae.